Molecule: messenger RNA, 911 nt
Organism: Cuscuta europaea
Lineage: Eukaryota; Viridiplantae; Streptophyta; Magnoliopsida; Solanales; Convolvulaceae
Source: the annotation of a GenBank genome assembly
AAUAAUUCGGCCAAAUCUGAGGGAAAGGGAGCUCCAGCAACUCCUCAUCAAGUCCAAGCUUGGAGGAAGUGGGAGGCAAGCAAAAUUUCAGUGGAAACUAGCUAGGAAGAAGGAGUCGAAAUCGCCGGAAACCGCCACUUUAAGGGAGCUGCUCGUUUCUGCAGAACACGAAAGCCGCCCGGCUUUCGUGAAAGCCGCCCGGCUUUUGCCCAGGCAGUCAAGUUUUGCCUUUCAAUCGGCCUAGAACGAGGAUUGAUCGAGGGGGCGUAACAAAGGCAACUAUUGUAGCACAUCACGAGUUGAUCAUCUGAUUAACAAUGCUGGGAUAUCUUCAAUUUUAUUGUUUGAAGAGAUCGAGGAUCUCACUUCUCUUCGGCCCGUUAUGCUCCUCAUCUCAGAAAGAGCAACGGCAGAAUUGUCGUGAUAUCAUCAUCCGCGGCAUGGUUAUCCUCGCCCAGAAUGAGCAUUUACAACGCAAGUAAAGCAGCAAUGUCCGAGUUUUUUGAAACAUUGAGGGUUGAAUUCGGAUCGAAUAUAAAAAUAACUACAGUGACUCCUGGAUUUAUAGAGUCCGAACUUACUCAUGGAAAGCACUUGGAUAACACCGGCCGGUUAGACGUUAACAGCCAUUUGAGGGAUGUGCAGGUGAACAUAAUCCCUAUAGGGAGGGUGGAAGCGUGCGCCAAGGCAAUCCUGAACAGUGCUUGCCGGGGGGAGAAGUAUCUGACCCACCCACCCUGGUUCAAAGUGACCUAUUGGUGGAAGCUCUUCAUACCUGAGAUGGUGCACUAUUACCAUAUGCUGCUUUUCAUGACCUUUCCAGGCCGAAGUACUUCGCCACUCGGCAAGAAGAUACUGGAUUUCACUGGCUGCCGGGAAAUCCUCUACCCAAAAUCACUCCUUGACUCUAC